UUCAAAUGAAUGAAGCGUCAUCUUUUCUCAUGUGAGAGCGGCGAGGCGUGUUGGCCUUUCUACUUUCUCCAUCCCGAACCGAACACUCUUCCGUUUUUCGUCGUCUUGAACCUUCGCAGCCAUGUCGAGAAGGCAACUGCGAGGCGCGCUCCUGCUGCUUAUGGUCGCACUAUGUUCGGCCACUUUGGUGAACGACGACGUCAAAAGGACAGUGGAUCUGAGCACUCAUUUGGCUAAGAUCACCGCGGACAUUACGAUGUCUAACCACGGACGCUACGACAUCCAAAGCUUGAUAUUAAGCGUGGAUCCUGAGCUUUACCCACAUCUGGCGCACAUGGGAGCCUCGGUGCAAGGUGAUGAAGAGGAGGAUGGCCAACUUGACAUCCAGGAGACACAAAUUAACGGCUUAACCGGGUUCCUUUUCAAAGUAACUCUUCCGUACAAGCUGGUAGUGGGCCUUAAGGUCAAACUAAAAGUGGAAAUGACAUUCAGCCACGUCCUCCAGCCCUUCCCAUCGGACAUCACCCAGGCUGAGCGCCAGCUGGUAGUUUUUCAAGGCAACCACUACUUCUACUCACCAUACCCCACCCAGAGUCAGACAACACGCGUUCGCCUGGCAUCCAAAACGGUGGAGAGCUACACCAAACUGGGCAAUCCCAGCAAGACUGAUGAUAUAAUUGAAUACGGUCCAUACAGUGACAUUCCCCAGUUUAGCCAGGAUACAAUGAAAAUCCACUUUGAGAACAACACACCUUUCCUCACAAUCAGUAGCAUUACUCGCACCAUUGAGGUGUCUCACUGGGGCAACAUCGCUGUGGAGGAGACCAUUGACGUGAGGCACACUGGAGCAAUCCUGAAGGGCCCAUUUUCACGCUACGAUUACCAGCGUCAGUCAGACAGUGGCAUCUCUUCUAUCAAGUCCUUCAAGACUAUACUUCCUGCUUCUGCGCAAGAUGUUUACUACAGGGAUGAGAUUGGGAACAUCUCCACCUCCCACCUGCAGAUUCUGGAUGACUCUGUGGAGGUAGAGAUCAGGCCUCGCUUCCCUUUGUUUGGAGGCUGGAAGACCCACUACAUUAUUGGGUACAACCUGCCCAGCUAUGAGUAUCUCUACACUCUGGGGGACCAAUAUGCACUGAAGAUGAGACUGGUUGACCACAUCUAUGAUGACCAGGUCGUUGACAACAUGACUGUGAAAAUAAUCCUACCAGAGGGAGCUAAAAACAUCCAGAUGGAUACACCAUAUAAAAUUAAUCGCAUGCCAAAUGAAUUGCACUACACUUACCUUGAUACCUUCGGCCGACCAGUGCUGGUUGUCACCAAGAACAACCUUGUGGAGCAGCACAUUCAGGAUGUUGUGGUUCACUACAACUUCAAUAAGAUCUUGAUGCUGCAGGAGCCUCUCUUGGUAGUCGCAGCUUUCUACAUUCUCUUCUUCACCGUCAUCAUCUAUGUUCGUAUGGACUUUGCCAUAACGAAGGACCCAGCGGCUGAGGUGCGCAUGAAGGUCGCUUCCAUCACUGAGCAGGUGCUGACCCUGGUCAACAAGCGUCUGGGCCUGUACCGACACUUGGACGAGGUGGUCAACCGCUACAAGCAAUCUCGUGAUACGGGCGCGCUCAACGGCGGCCGUAAGACGCUCGAGGCGGACCACCGUGCGCUCACCAACGAGAUCAGCUCGCUGCAGGCUCGCCUCAAGGCCGAAGGCUCCGACUUGGCCGACAAGGUGGCGGAGGUGCAGAAGCUGGACGGCCAGGUUAAAGAGCUGGUGUGCCGUGCCAGCCAGGAGGCGGAGCGACUGGUCGCCGGCAAGGUGAAGAAAGAGGCUUACAUCGAGAACGACAAGACUCUGGCCAGCAAGAGGCAAGAACUCAUCGGCCGUAUCGACAAUCUGCUGGAUGCUCUCUAAACAAGACGUCAACACUCAUCCCACAGCCAGCCAACCAUGUGUACACCAAUGUAUGUGACAAACAUACUUUUCACAUCAUGUACAGCAAGUAACGUGUCAUCUUGUGGGUUUAUCCAAACACUCGUUGUGCCUUGUGAUAAAACUGGUUCAUCACAAGUUGUUGAGCUCUCCCUUUGUCACAUGCUCAGACUUUACAUGUUUGCUGUUUAAAUCUCAACUUUUGUUUUAAUGAUUUAGGUUUCAUGUUUUGCAAAACGAAUAACAAAAAGUCAAGCUCAUGUGUUCUCUCAUGUCUUUGCUCACAUAUACCAAUACUACGUUUUUUCAAGCAGUUUGUUAUCAUGAUGGUUUUCUUGGCCAAUUUUCUCCGGUUUUGCACUUAACUGUACAAUUUUUCUACUUUCCCAUGAUAGUUAAAGCUCUGAAUUUUUAUGUUUUGUCACUUUUGUUUCUGUAAUUUAGUCCCAUUUUCUACUUUUAGAGGUUUUGGGUUGUUUUCACUGAAAUUAGUGAAUAUGUGACUAGGUUGUGUGUGAGAAGACAUGGGGAUGGAAAAAAAUUCAAAGCUGUCAAAUUUGAAAUAAAAAAUAAACAUUGGCCUAACA
This is a messenger RNA of Phyllopteryx taeniolatus (common seadragon), 2514 nucleotides long. RefSeq names its product ribophorin I (gene rpn1). NCBI's taxonomy places the organism in Eukaryota, Metazoa, Chordata, Actinopteri, Syngnathiformes, Syngnathidae. The transcript has 10 exons. Gene Ontology annotation, cellular component: oligosaccharyltransferase complex; membrane. The coding region runs from base 122 to 1909 and encodes 595 amino acids. The record is from RefSeq and is a predicted model, not a curated record.